CUGCCACAAUUUCAGCUUGACCCUUUUAUAUCAUCCCACUGACCGUCCAUUAAAAAGGCCCCGUCAACAAUGUCGGUGGCCUCAAAAAACCCUUUCGCCCUCCUCGAUGCUGAAGACGCUUCAAGGCCUUCCAGCCCAGUAGCUGUCCCACUAGCCGAUGCCCCUACUCCUCCCACCGCUCCUGCUCGUGGUUCACAAAAACCUAGAGGUGGCCCUGCCGCUCGCGGUGGAAAGUACUACUCUCGAGGCGGCAAACCUCCCGCAAGGGACGCCAACCCAAACCAGACUCUCGAAGAGCCUUCAACCGUUGAAGGUGAAAGGAAGCUAGUCGAAGGUGGGCGUGGCAGAGGGCGUGGAGGGCGCGGAGGUCCAGGACGAGGCAGGAGUCGCCAGUACGACAGACACAGUCAAACCGGAAGGAUUGACACUGACAAGAGGAUCCACCAGUCUUGGGGCGGCGACGAUGGCAAUACUGAGCUCAAGGCUGAGCAAGCUGCUACCGUCGAUGCGGCCGUAGAAGCUACCACCAAUGCGGCCGUAGAAGCUACCACCAAUGAUUGGGCAGGUGACGCUGGUGCUCCCGCCGCGGGUGAGUGGGGAGCUCCCGAGGCGGGUGCAGAUGCUUGGGCCGCCCCUGCCGGAGAUGCCACUGCCGCUGCUACUACCCCUGCUGCUGCAGAGGGCGAGAAGCCAGAAGGUCGUCCACGCAGGGAAAGGGAGCCAGAAGAGGAGGACAACACCCUGACCUUGGAUCAGUAUCUCGCUCAGCAGAAAGAGAAGGAUACCGUCAUCCCAAAGUUGGAGAACACCCGCAAGGCCAACGAAGGUGCCGAUGCGAACAUCUGGAAAGAUGUCGUUCCCUUGUCCAAAAACGAGGAAGAAGACGCUUACUUUGUUGGAAAGUCCAAAAACGCGCCCAAACCCCGUGCGAAGAAGGAAGAAAAAGUCUUCCUUGAAAUUGAUGCGCGUUUCGAGCGUCCGGAUCGCGGUGGGCGUGGAAGGGGUCGUGGUGGCGAUCGUGGAGGUGACCGCGGAGACAGAGGUCGUGGUGGUCGUGGUCGUGGUGGUGCAAGGGGCGGCCGCCAGAAUGGUACCCCCGCCGUCAAUGUCGACGAUCAAACCGCUUUCCCGUCUUUGUCUUAA
Messenger RNA from Laccaria bicolor S238N-H82, 1143 nucleotides. RefSeq lists its product as uncharacterized. The coding region runs from base 70 to 1143 and encodes 357 amino acids. The record is from RefSeq and is a predicted model, not a curated record. Gene Ontology annotation, molecular function: RNA binding. Gene Ontology annotation, cellular component: nucleus; cytoplasm. The transcript has 5 exons. Lineage: Eukaryota; Fungi; Basidiomycota; Agaricomycetes; Agaricales; Hydnangiaceae.